Messenger RNA from Talpa occidentalis (Iberian mole), 993 nucleotides. RefSeq names its product fatty acid-binding protein 9-like. Gene Ontology annotation, biological process: fatty acid transport. Gene Ontology annotation, molecular function: fatty acid binding. The transcript is spliced from 4 exons. Gene Ontology annotation, cellular component: nucleus; cytosol. Lineage: Eukaryota; Metazoa; Chordata; Mammalia; Eulipotyphla; Talpidae. Bases 64 to 465 code for a protein of 133 amino acids. The record is from RefSeq and is a predicted model, not a curated record.
GCACUUCAUUGCCUAAGUUCCUUCGACUUUCAGUUGUGAGUGCCUCUUCUUAGCAAGCUUUCCAUGACGAUGGAGCAGUUCUUGGGAACCUGGAAGCUGGAAUCCAGUGAAAACUUUGAUGAAUAUAUGAAAGAAUUGGGAGUGAGUGCUGCAGUCCGCAACGCAGUGGAAUUAGUGAAGCCAAGCACCACUAUUAGUGUUGAUGGCGAUAAGGUGAACAUCACAACAGAAAGUUCUUUCAAGAACACUGAGAUCUCCUUUAAGCUGGGAGAAGAAUUUGAUGAAACCACUGCAGACAAUCGGAAAGUGAAAAGCACCAUAACAUUAAGCGGUGACGUAAUGAUUCAUGUCCAGAAAUGGCUUGGCAAAGAGACAACAAUCAAAAGACAAAUUGUAGAUGGAAAAAUGGUAGUGGAGUGUGCCAUGAAUAAUACUGUCAGCACUAGAAUCUACAAAAAGGUAUGAAGAAAGUGUCUACUUCAGUGAAAACUUGGUUACUCACAGGAAACUGGAUUCAAGAAGAUAUACAUGAAAGCCCAGGAUUGAAAACAAAGUUCUUAACAUAAUUGUUCAAUAAAACCAUGAAAUCAAGUGUAGUUUUGGAACUAUAUGAUUGAUGAUUAGGGACAAUUGAUAAAUUGGUGAAGCAAGGAGCUAUCCUGUGAGUGUAAAGCCCCCUUUCUCCUUGUCCACCUGACUUCCUCAGUCCUUGACUUCCCUCCAGUGGAUUCAUUACAUUUAGAUUAAGGCAUUUUAGGGGACUCCCUGGUAGUGCAAGGGGUUAAGACGCAACCUAUGAAGCUCACCACAAGCCACUACAGCACAAAUUCGAUCCCCAGCCAGGGAGGUGACCCACAUGGAGCAUCUAGUCAACCUCUCUUGACUAGCCCACUGCUCCCCUCAGCAGUGUAUUUCAGUCGAUCUGCCUGUUCUGUUCCCCACUCUGUCUCUGGUGAAUUCUCUCAUCCCCAAAAACUCUGACCUGUACCCCAG